Messenger RNA from Formica exsecta, 2732 nucleotides. RefSeq lists its product as uncharacterized. The coding region runs from base 38 to 412 and encodes 124 amino acids. Lineage: Eukaryota; Metazoa; Arthropoda; Insecta; Hymenoptera; Formicidae. The transcript is spliced from 5 exons. The record is from RefSeq and is a predicted model, not a curated record.
CAGUCAUUGGUUCGACGUAAAUCAAAGCACAUCAAAGAUGAAUAUUCGUUCUUUUAUGAUUACUAUUGUGAUAGUCUUAUUUGCUAUUCUUCAUUUUGGAGAGGCAACACAAUGUUAUCAGUGUGACUCACGAAAAAACGAUACUUGUAUAAAAAAUCCAUCAUCCGUCGCAAAAAACGCAACAUGUCCAUCUGGUGUGAAUUGUGGCAAAUGUAAUUAUGGAUAUAACGGCACUACGUUCGUCAUUCGCGACUGUGGUUUCAAAUUCGAAUCACCGGUAGAAAGCGUAGAUUGUACUUUGUGUAAGGGAGAUCUCUGUAAUAAUGCUAAUAUGGCAACAAUUAGCAUGACGGCAUUAGGGUGCCUCGUAUCUUUUUGGGCAAUUCGAUCUGUUCUUACAAAUUCUUAUUAAUUUUUCAAUUUGUAACAUCAUGAAACAUGCUCUUAUAUUAAAAAAUAUAUUACAUUGAAUAGUUAUAUUGUUCUUCUAUUUUACCUAUGCUAAUUAUUAUAUUAUAUAUAAAUAUAUCAUAUAUGAAUAUACAGAUAAGAAUGAAAUGUACACUCAUGCAUACAUACACUGUCUUAUGUGUCAACUAUUUUAUUAUAUGAAUAUAAUAAUUGUCAUCUAAAUUGAUCUAAUCUCACAAUUUAUAUUGAUUAUAUUUCUUUAUGCGCAUUUAUUUGAAAAAAAAUUUUUUUUUGCGCUUAUAAUAAUAAUAAUAAUAAAGAAAUAACUUUUAAGAGGAUUCUUUCAGAGCUAGUCUCAGGUCUCUGCAAUAUAUUUAGGCCACGCAAAAAUGAAGCUGUUCCUAAUUUUUUAAAAUAUUUUUCUCUUCCUUCUAAUAUGAAGUAUCGUAUAUAAUUAAUUAAACUUUAAAUUAUAAAUUUUCUUAAUAAUAUCAAUAUAUGUAUGUGAUUUUGAGUCAAAUCUAUUUCACUUUUCACUUUUUAUUAACAAACGUGAUAAAAACUUAUUAAAAAUAUGUUGACAUAUUCUACAUUAUAUUCUCUACGUUAUAUUCAGAAAACUAGUAUUAUGUUUACACAAGAAAGUACUUCUUAAAAAUUCUUAAUAAAAUUUUUUUCGAGAAUGUCGAGAAAGUAGCGAUUAAACUAGAACAUUAGCGUUAUAUUGUGCCUAUAUAAUUGGUGAAUAUUGAUUUUUACUAAUAAAAUACACGAUUGUUAAAAAAACGAUAUAUAUAAAAUAUAUAUAUCAACUUAUUAUAUAAAAUAUCCUUUCCAAGAACUGCAUUUUGAAGAUGAUAACGUUGAUAACGCAGGAAAUGAGAUAAUUUAGCGAGAUAAAUCUAGAUAACUUAUCGUAAUCAGCGAUAUAUAACUAUAUAUAUAUGUAACAAAAAUCAAUGAUAAUUUUGGAGAGUAUAAAAUUAUCCUUUACUGCUGGGAAUAGCUGUCAGUUUAAUGUCAAUCAAGACACAUCGAAGAUGGAAAGGCAAGGCUUCACUAUGAUCACCGUAUUAAUAAUCAUAUUCGCCAUUCUUCAUUCAGGAGAGACAAAGAGAUGUUAUAGCUGCAAUUCGGUUAACAACGAAACUUGUGCAAGCAAUCCGUCCGAAUUCGAAACGACGGAAUGUAACUUGUUUUGUGUCAAAUGUGAUUAUGAAACGCUCUUCGGCACGACGGGUGUCCAACGUUUCUGCGGCAUACGUACUGUCACAACCUUAGAAUUGGCAAAUAAAUUUGAUUGUUAUUCAUGCAAUACAAAUCUCUGUAAUAAUGCUAAUGCGCUGCCAACUAGCCUUGGGAUGGUAGCCUUAGGAUGUCUAGCACUAUUUUGGAUAAUUCGGUUUGCUCUUACAGAUUCUUAUUAAUUUUAUUCAGCUUUUGUAACAUUAUAUGCGCUUUGGGGGUAGAUACAUUAAAAAUAUAUAUCUCUUUUUAUAUAACAAAAAACUACACUAUUGGUUUAUCUGAUUUUAUCAAAAAGUAUCUUAGAUUAUCGGACUUCAAUAACGGUUGAACCAAUCGAAUUCUUAAUAAGCUUAAUCAAAAGCUUGAGUAUAAAUUAAUUAUAUAAGGAAAAUGUCUUUAUUAUUGUUCUAUAUGUAUCACAAACGAAGUUAUUAUGCUGCAAAGUCUCAAUGUACAAAUUUUCCUUUAAGAAACGUCUUCCAAAUUUUUUAUAACUAAAAAUUGAGUAAAUACAAGAUGACAUUAGCAGCGCUUGCAUCCGAUGGUAAAUUAUUGUUAUUAUGUUAUAUUAUAAUUACCGAUCGUCAUCGAUAAUCUAAUACGUCAAAGUAUAAUAUAUGUUUGCUAAUCAAUUUGGUAUCAUUAAUUCGAUGUCAUUAAUUAUUGUUAUCAUUAAUUCGAAGAAAUCUGUUCUUGAAAAAAUUGUAUAUGCCAUAUACAAUUUUUUAAUAUCAAAGUAUAUAUUAUAUAAAUAUAUAUAUGGCUGAUUUUGAUUCUUUAUAUAUAUAUAUGGAUAUAAUAUAAUAAAUUUAUGCACAAAUUUUAAUUGAGAAUUUUGUUUAAGAUAGAUAAAGAGCUGUGUAACGUCGAAACAGUAGUCAAUAUUUUCUAAAUAACCGGAAUAAAGAAAUUUUUACGUCGUUGCGAUUCAAUCUGAAAUGUUUAAGAACCUUCCCUCGGAAGAUGUGUUCCUGCAAAAGUGGACCGCAGUGUGGGAAAUUCCGUUGUGAUGUGCCGGGAAGAGCGCGGAGACCUCAUUUCUUUCGCGAAUAGCAUAAUGUGCGAGGAAAUUC